Molecule: messenger RNA, 758 nt
Organism: Selaginella moellendorffii
Lineage: Eukaryota; Viridiplantae; Streptophyta; Lycopodiopsida; Selaginellales; Selaginellaceae
Product: dirigent protein 23
Exons: 1
Coding region: 153-701 (182 amino acids)
Source: RefSeq, a predicted model, not a curated record
CUUCUUCUUUUAUUUUUUUUAUUUUUAAAUUAUAAUUGGACUAUUUCUGUGCUUCUGGAAAUCAACUUAGAAGCUACCAUUCUUCUCUUCCUGUACGAUAAAAAUGAUAUUUCACCUUAAACUCUCCAGGGAAGUAAUCUACAAGCAGGAGUAUGGCUCAACUCAUCCAGAUCCUUGCGGUGGUAUUUUUCUAUGCAGCAAGUUCUUGGGCGGCAUCGGAUCCUAGCAAUCACUUUGCAAAGUGCACUGAAGUUAUCAGCUUCUACCAACAGGAUCUCUUCUUCCCAACACCCGGGCUGAAUGCCACCACCGCGAUUGCUCUUCCAGGCACGAACAACGCCACCAUGUUUGCCCAGGUGGCCAUCCUUGACGACAAGCUCACACAAGCCCCCUCGAUGGACUCCAAGCUCGUGGGGAGAGCCAAGGGAAUGCUAGUGUUUGAUUCUCUCAGCAACAUCAGCCUCCUCACGAGCCUGACCGUGGAGCUCGAGGGGCGAGAUGGAAACAUCAAUCUCCUGGGCCAGAGCCGCGCGCUGGAGCCGCAGAGGGAGCUUUCAAUCGUGGGCGGAAGUGGGGAGUUUCGAUUUGUCCAAGGGUUCGCAACGCUGCGAACGUAUUCGCUGGAGCCUUACGGCUCCAAGAUCUUCUUCCAGUUGUAUGUGAUCAAACUGUGGGAGUGCUUGAUCAAAUCCCAGGUGUAGUGACCGAGAUCUCCUCGAAUAAAAAGUUUCAGCUGAAUUGGCAGCACUCCCAGCAUC